Messenger RNA from Gadus morhua (Atlantic cod), 2343 nucleotides. RefSeq names its product solute carrier family 8 member B1 (gene slc8b1). The record is from RefSeq and is a predicted model, not a curated record. Gene Ontology annotation, molecular function: calcium:sodium antiporter activity. Gene Ontology annotation, cellular component: membrane. Gene Ontology annotation, biological process: intracellular calcium ion homeostasis; calcium export from the mitochondrion. The transcript has 15 exons. Bases 264 to 1898 code for a protein of 544 amino acids. NCBI's taxonomy places the organism in Eukaryota, Metazoa, Chordata, Actinopteri, Gadiformes, Gadidae.
GGGUUUCAGGAACAGGGGGUGGAGUUGUAAUAAGUGUGUUGUGAUCAGUGUGUACUUCAAACCUUUCAGCUGACAUCUUCAUUCAUCUUAACGCUCUUCUCCCGUCGGUGUUCUCGUCAUGUUGUUCAGAGGAAGCUGUGGACGGCGGACAGGGGAUGUUGAAGAAUGACGUCUGGGAUCGCUAGUUUUGGAUUCUGUUGGCCUUAAGUCUUUUGACGUUUGUGGAUUCUGCUCGUUUGGAGGUUCUGAAAAUCACAGUCGCGAUGUUCAGAGGAAGCAGAGACCAGUGUGACCUGGUCAUGAACCUGAGCGCCGCGGACCGCUGCGCCUUCGUGAAGAGCACAGAGGACUGCGGGCUGGUGGACGGCUUCCUCAGCUACCUCCGCCUGGUCUUCUGCCUGCUGCCCCCCAACCUCAGCCCGCUCACCGUCACCCUCUGUAUGAUCUGGCUGCUGUGCCUCUUCGUGGUGCUCGGUCUGACCGCGUCCAAGUUUUUCUGCCCCAACCUGUCGGCCAUCUCCACCACGCUGCGGCUGACCCACAACGUGGCCGGCGUGACCUUCCUGGCGCUGGGGAACGGCGCCCCCGACGUGUUCAGCGCCAUGGCCGCGUUCUCCCACCCCCACACGGCCGGCCUGGCGGUGGGCGCUCUGUUCGGGGCGGGUAUCUUCGUGACCACGGUGGUGGCCGGCGGCGUGGCGUUGGUCAAGCCCUUCACCGUGGCGUCCCGCCCCUUCCUGCGUGAUGUCAUCUUCUACAUGGCGGCCGUGUUCUGGACCUACCUCAUCCUCUACAGAGGCACCAUAGAGCUGGGGGAGACACUGGGAUAUCUGAGCCUGUACGCGAUCUACGUCCUCACCGUCAUCAUCAGUGCCUACAUCUACAACCGACAGAAACACUCCUCCCAGACCUCCAUCCAGAAUGGAUCUUCCACUCUACCAGACACGAUGUCGUCUGACUCGGACGCUGAGGUCCUCUCUUCAUCCACUGUGAGCGGCGAUCCAGAGUUUGAGGAGGAGUAUCGUCCUCUCCUCCCCUACUCCGAGUCCACCAGCCACAUCCUGCUGAGCUCCCUGAACCCCGUGGACCUGAGGAAGUGGAGGAGAAGCUCCUGGAGAUGGAGGCUCCUCAAGGCGCUCAGGGCGCCGCUAGAGGUGCUGCUGCUGCUCUGCAUCCCGGUGGUGGACCCCGAUAAGGAGGACAGGAACUGGAGGCGGCCGCUGAACUGCCUGCACCUGGUCACGGCGCCGCUGGUGUGUGUGCUCACCUUCCAGUCGGGGGCAUACGGGACCUACCUGAUCCAGGGCCAGCUCCCCGUGUGGCUGCUGGCCCUCCUCCCGGGAGUCCUGCUGGCCGCCAUCAUGUUCUGUACCACCGCCAACGACCGGCCCCCGCCCUACCACUCGCUGCUGGCUCUGCUGGGCUUCGUGGUCAGUGCGGUGCUGAUCAGCGCCGUGGCCUCGGAGGUGGUCAGCCUGCUGCACAUGCUGGGCGUGGUCCUGAGCCUCAGCAACACCGUGCUGGGGCUCACCGUGCUGGCCUGGGGCAACAGCAUCGGAGACUGCUUCGCUGACAUCACCAUCGCCCGCCAGGGCUACCCCAGGAUGGCCAUCUCGGCCUGUUUCGGCGGAAUCAUCUUUAACAUGCUGUUCGGGGUCGGACUGGGCUGCCUGGUGAGGAUAUUCCAGACCCACAAUGCAGUGCAGCUGGAGCCGGCGGGCCUGCUGACCUGGGUCCUGGCCGGGUCCCUGGGUCUGUCCCUGGUCCUGUCCUUCGUCAUCGUCCCGCUGUGCCGCUUCCACCUGAGCCGGGCCUACGGGAUGUUCCUGCUGCUGUUCUACGCCGCGUUCCUCGCCGUGGCGCUGCUCACCGAGUUCGGGACGAUCCACCUGACCUGAGAGCCCGCCUCCUGGGAAGACGACUCACAGCAGAGGCGGAACUCACAGGAGCGUCUUCACCGAGCAGGGCUUCAGACGUCAGCGCGGAUACCGUUCGUUAGGAGAAUCCCCCGCUCUAAACCCGGGUCUGAACCGGCAUCGUCUUCACCUUCAUCAGGACUCUGGGGUCUCAACGAUGACACUUAGGGCAUUUCAGGGUUUGAUGUUCAAACCCACGUCGCCUCAAUGUACUGAGACCAAAGAAAAGCACCUUCUGGGACAAACGUCUCAGGGAAAUUAUAUUUUUUAAAUCGAUUUUAUUUGGAAUGUAUUGUAAAUUAAUGUGUACAAAGUGUUAUCCUUAUUGACCAUCAGGGAUAGUUUUAUACCUCAACGUUUUAAAACAUUAUUUUGGUUACGUGAGCAGAUUUGGUAUUUGUGGAAGCAUUAAAUAUUUUACUUGUAA